This is a messenger RNA of Frankliniella occidentalis (western flower thrips), 1457 nucleotides long. RefSeq lists its product as uncharacterized. Lineage: Eukaryota; Metazoa; Arthropoda; Insecta; Thysanoptera; Thripidae. The record is from RefSeq and is a predicted model, not a curated record.
GGAUUCAAUGGAACUGUGGUGCGAAGAGCACUGCCGAGUGGGCUCUGCGGAUUUCCGCACAAAUCCGUGCCUGGGACGAUGCCGCGGCGUGCUCAACAUCCCGACGGCGUGGUCUACCGUCUGUAAAAACCUGCGGGAGUCGGCGCCUCUACAAGACACGAUUUUGGAGCUCGAUACUCCAACUAAUAUCAAUCAAGACGGCCAAAAAAAGCUCUUGCAGGUUUUUGCAACCAUCCGUACUGGAGUCGCAUGUGAAAUCAAGAUCACUAGUAAUUCCCAAGCCAUCGGGUUCAAAUGGCCCCUUGAACCACUUCACUGGAACAAUUAUGGCAGUGAAGCGGAUACUGGACACCACUUGAAACUUUUAAAGCUCCUCGUAGCUGCGUCGGGCUCAACAGGAUUUCAAUUGGGGGUAGUUCCCGCCGCCCAGGAUGACGGAGUGCCCACAUCAGAUCGUGCAGCUUCCCAGUGCAAACAGGAACAUGACACACAACCUGCUGUAAAAUUUGAGGCAGUCCAUGUUGCUAGGGAUGACCGGAAGCCCACACCUGAGUCUGCUCAAAACUCCACAACUUCUCGACAGGAGACCGAGCAGGGAAGCCCAAUCAAAACACUGCUCUCAAAAGUAAAGCUACGGGCACUGUGCAGGAAAAAGCCCAAGUCGUGUGAUGCGGACGACAAGUUGAAGCAGAAUGUUUUAGAAGCUCUUGAGCAUACUAGAGUAGUAAAUUUGGAAGGUUUGUCUUGUAAGGAAGACGAAGAGUUUAGUCUUCAACUCCUCGAGAGAGUGAGAAACCACCCGGAGCUCCGAUCGAUCGAGGUAAGGUGGCCGCGGCGGCAACACCUGGAAGCGAUUAAUAAAAUUGGUCAACUGAAAAAACUAGAAAUCUUUGCCGAUGCAAAAUUGCGCCUAAAAAGUGGCGAAGUCAAGCUCGCCAAAGAAAAUGGCGGAUUGAAGAAGCUGAAGGUGGACGGGCUUCUUCCCAACACAAUUAAGUCGCUUGUGGAGGCCAACUCACACAGUAUUGAACAGUUGCACGUGCUGGUAGAGACACCCAACAAAGUUCCACCUGACGCAGAGCUUUUAGGGCUUGAAGGGUUGCCCCAAAAGUGCUACCCCGCACCCAUCAGCCACCAGGAUAUGGCGGGCAUCAUCAAACUUUGUGCAAGCAGCUGCCCGAAUAUGACCACAAUAUGUUUGGAGAGGCUAACGGGUCAUCGCCAUGGACCCUGUCCAGGGCAAAAAGAAAUCUACAGAGCUAUGCUACCAAGCAGUAUUUUACUGUACUGCAAAACGUGUGACAAAAGGGACAGUAAGGAAAACCCGUUCUGAGGACAGGACAGCUGUCUAUAAGGGGUGCGGCCUUGUUCAAAAUCUACACACACCGAAAAAUAAAUAGUGGUGCAGCCUUGUUCAAAAUCUACACACACCGAAAAAUAAAUAUUUCUUACCAGUG